CACUUGUCUAUGACUCCGUGGCCCUCAGCAUCCGGAACCGAUCAUUCAGCCAGCCAGAGUUGCAUUACUUUGGUAUUUUGAAAGAACCGUGAAAUCUCUACUUGGAAAUCAUGCCGAUGUUUGUAGUUAACACCAACGUGGCCAAAGGCAGCGUGCCCCCGGCUCUGCUCACAGAAGCUACCAAGGAGCUGGCUAAAGCUAUGGGCAAACCUGCACAGUACAUUGCUGUGCUAAUCAACGCAGAACAAAUGAUGAUGUUUGGAGGGAAGGGAGACGCGUGUGCACUCUGCUCCCUUCACAGCAUUGGAAAGAUCAGCCCUUCUCAAAACAAAGAGUACUCUACACUACUGUGUGGACUGCUCAACAAACACUUGGGUGUUUCUCCUGACAGGAUUUAUAUCAAUUUUGUGGACAUGGAUGCUUCCAAUGUGGCCUGGAACAACUCUACUUUUGGCUAAGAUGGAGGUUGAGGUCCUCAAAGAAAACAUCGUUCCAGCUGUAAUGAAGAGUUGUAGUUAAAUAUAACCCAGAAGACAAAAAUACCCGAUAAUAGCUUAUUAUUUGACCACAUGGCACUUGUUUAGUCAGUAAAGUUUUGCAUACAUCUUUCCCACCUGCAUUAAAGUACAUCUAGUAGUACAGAAAA
Molecule: messenger RNA, 646 nt
Organism: Hippocampus comes (tiger tail seahorse)
Lineage: Eukaryota; Metazoa; Chordata; Actinopteri; Syngnathiformes; Syngnathidae
Gene: mif
Product: macrophage migration inhibitory factor
Exons: 3
Coding region: 111-458 (115 amino acids)
Molecular function (GO): cytokine activity; phenylpyruvate tautomerase activity
Source: RefSeq, a predicted model, not a curated record